Mycosarcoma maydis (corn smut) is the source of this 336-nucleotide messenger RNA. RefSeq names its product ribosomal protein P2. The coding region runs from base 1 to 336 and encodes 111 amino acids. The transcript has a single exon. Gene Ontology annotation, cellular component: ribosome; cytosolic large ribosomal subunit. Lineage: Eukaryota; Fungi; Basidiomycota; Ustilaginomycetes; Ustilaginales. The record is from RefSeq and is a predicted model, not a curated record. Gene Ontology annotation, molecular function: structural constituent of ribosome. Gene Ontology annotation, biological process: translation; cytoplasmic translational elongation.
AUGAAGCACAUCGCCGCCUACCUUUUGCUCACCCUCGGUGGUAAGGAGUCGCCGUCGGCUGCCGACAUCAAGGCUCUGCUCGAGACGGUUGGUAUCGAGGCCGAGUCGGAGCGUCUCGACAAGCUCAUUGAGGAGCUUAACGGCAAGGACAUCAACACUCUUAUUGCCGAGGGUCAGGAGAAGCUCGCUUCGGUUCCGGCUGGUGGCGCUGCGCCUGCUGCUGCUGCGGCUGGUGGUGCUGCGCCUGCCGCCGCGGGUGCCGCCAAGGAGGAGGAGAAGAAGGAGGAGGAGAAGGAAGAGUCCGAUGACGACAUGGGCUUCGGUCUCUUCGACUAA